CUUGCAUCCUCUUGUCACAGCAAAGCUUUCCCGUGACCGUACGUAUGCGCAUGUAUAUACUCAAAGUUAAAACUUGAUUUAUCAAUAAUAGUAUGCGUGCGUAUUUCGUCUCGGCUUUCCUUGUAGCCUCAACGGGGCAUUAGUAGUGUUUCGUGGUGCUCGAGAGUUGGAGAAGUAGCGGGUGUCUGGACCGCCAAGUGUAUUUCGCGCGUAAUAAGGGGGCAACAUCCGUGAAAAGUGGAAAGGAUGUUCGAUAAGGUCUCACGCGCCAGGUCGUUGCCCAUCAUCGUCAUCGGCGAGGAGGAAGAGGUGGAGGAUCGGAGUCGUCGACUAGUCGAGUGCAAAGGGACGAGCCUCCCCCGGACGACUGAACCACCUUAUCCACGUCCUCGUUACGGUCGUUGCUGCUAGUACCGGCAGCCAAUAUAAUUAUGGCCAUCUCGAGCUGGAUGAUUUGGAAUCGAAGACUUCGUUCGAGAAAGCCUCAAAGACGUAGACAUGAUCACGAGGACAACUGCGUGGAGCUCGACCUGUCAAAAGAUUUGAAAGAUAAUAUAACAGAGACUUUGGUCAAUUUAUGUCAACAAAAUGGUAUGCCUGGUGCCAAAAAGUUGGCAUAUCUCAAUGCUAUUACUAAACUUGUUAACGAAACUGAUGCUCCAGAUUAUGGAUACAGUGCGGAUGAAUUUUUUUGUUGUUUACGCGUGGGACUUGUGCACGAAGCGACGCAAGUCAGAGCAGCCGCUCUCAGAGCAGUACGAUAUAUGCUCAGAAAGGAACAAGAUGUUAUAGCAAUUAAUAAGCUACAGUAUCCAUAUUUCAUUGCUCGCAGUAUGGAUGUCAACAUACGCAAUGAAAUGGAAAGGAUACAAGCCUUAAGACUUAUCAGGAGAAUCCUCGUCCUAGCUCCGAAACAUUUUAGUCCAGCACUAGCUCGAUCACUUAUUAGCAUUAUUAGUGGAGAUGUAGAAGAGAAGGACCGAGCUUUUCGCGUGUUCCUAGCCGUGCUUUGUGAGCUCGGCGUGUUAAACUCGAACGUCCUUAUAAGUUGCGGUGGUAUUGGUGCAUUGGCGCGCGCUACCACGACUGGCCAGAGUCCAGCGAUUACGGAGGCAGUCGUCGGCGUCCUUCUACGACUGCUCGCCAAUCCGGAAACGAGGAGCAGUGUUUCGCUCCUGUGUCUCGCUGCUCCCUACUGCGAGCUCGAAUCCGUCAACCUAGAACGGCCUAAAAAAGAAUUGGAUCAGAGAUUUGGCAGCAGCAAGCACGCGCUGCUCAGCGUACUAAGAUCUUAUUCUGGUCUACUGCACUUUUGCCAUCCAAACGAGAAUUCGGGCCUCAAAGCAAUUUCCGAUAUCUUAUACGUCGAGCAGCUUGAGGUAAGAGGAGCUGUUUUAGAGCUUCUAUACGAAUUAUUGGGACUACCUUUACCGGCGUGGACCGAUGAGCCCGACGUAGCUCUUGCAGCUGUUGAUCCGAGUCGUUUUAGGGAUUCCUGGAAAUUGUCGGAAGGUUUUGUCGCGGCUGAGGGCAGAACUAUUUUGCCUCCCUUAACAGCGCACUGUCCAAACAUAACGGAAUUGCAUUUAGCUUUAUUAGUAUAUAUUUUAUUAGAAUGUGGAUUACACAGAGCACUAGCUGAAACUAUUCUUUCCUCUGACACAUUCAUUUCUGUAAGAGCAGCGGUUCUUCUUGGAGCACUGCUGCAUUUAGCACAUUCGCUUCUUCCUCCUGAGGUCUGCGAUCUGACACCGCCGCUGCCAAAUCUCCUAGAGCAUGCGAGCGCGGGUCGUCAUCAGGCUCUCGCAGCCGUCGCCAUACUUGGGCGCAUGCACGCGAUGAUGCGUCGCCGACCGACGCCGGCCAGCCUCUUCAUGGACCGACUCCUGCAGGCGGGAGCCUGGCUGAGGCCCGGACUACCCCGUAGCCUACGACGACAGUCCUCGAUACGUCAUUGGUUGCGCCGCGAGUCGCCCCUUUCGCAGAUGUUUAAAGAUUCACAGGUGCUCAGCUCAAAGGAUGCACUCGCCUGGAACUGGUCGGCAGUCAGGUCGAUACUUAGGUCUAGGGACAACGCGUUCAGGCUGCUUCACGAUUCCGAUCAUCGCAUGUUCAUCAAGAAACUCGUUAGAUAUUUUAAGCCAUCAUCGAAUCAAUACAGUCGAAUCGAAUUGGCGACAUACGCUUUAAUGGCUCGCGAGGCAACCUUAGCCGGCUGUGAACUAAUCAAUCUCCUUCUGGAGCUCCACGAACCUGACGGCACCCGCUACCUCAACGAACUCAUAGGUGACGUGGCUGAGCAAAUAAUGUCCAUCCGACUGGCUCAAUCCGCGCAUGACUGUCUCUUCUCUCCUCGCCACGUGUCCACCAGCUGCUGUCAAAAGUACUUUCUGUUCAUCGGACAGCUGAGUCACUCUGUGCGCGGUACCGACGUCCUCCAUCGCUUUAAUCUUCUCGAGAAUUUACAAGACCUUGCCAUGGCGACCAAACACGACUGCUACGUCAAGCUCAUAAUAUCAAGUCUGGAUUAUACGAGGGAAGGUCCUAAUCGGAGAGUCAUGACUAAGAUAGUACAGGAUGCGCCCCUCGAGAGCACGCGAAUGUACGCUACGCAGUUUCUCAGGAUUAUAUUGAGGGUCAGGAUAAUGGGUGCGCAUCAGUGGGCCAUUAGAUUGCUAUUAAAUAGACUGAACGACAGUAGCAGGGUUGUGGCGUUUGCGGCACUCGAAGCACUUCAUGAAGCUUGCGAAGAGCUCGAGUAUCUUGAAAUCUUGCUUCAGAAAUCAGAGGAGAAGUGCAUGGUAAAUUGGGACGAUUGGCUGCGUAAUCUCGGCGAUCGUGGCUACCUCCUGAAAAUCCGAUUGUACUCGCUCCGCUCAGCUUUCGGUUCGCUGCCGUCGCCAGCGGAGGAGCUCGAGAAGUGGAUGAAAUCGGGAGGUCUCGCGGAACGUUACGCAGGCCUUGUCGAGCGCGAAAUCCACGACUCUUUAACUCGUCGGCAACGCGGCGAGAACGGUAGCUACCUCAGGCGCACCAACGGUAGCAGCGUCCUCCCUAAGGACGUAUUCGUACCGCCACACCUCGUUGGUCAGCUCGUGCAGCACGAGCUCGGAUUGCAGCUGCUGCUCAGACGGAACGUACUCCAAAGGUGCGCGAGGAUCGUCCAGCGUUUCAGGAUAGAGUGCAACAACGGCGGCGGUAGCUCGGCCCAGGGCAAGGACUGUCCAGGUUCAAAGGAGGAUGGCAGGGGCGAUGAGAAGAAGAACGACCUCGAGUGUAGCAGGCUGGAGACAAUCGUCGACUCGGAAAGUACCGAUCGGUUAGAGACCCGCGUGAGUCAGAAGACCGAGUCACUGGUCGAGGUCAAAAGGAAGCUCAGUCAAGACGACUCGAGGAGGACGACGCCGGAGAGAAGCUGGAGAAGCGAGCUCGACUCACGCGAGGAGAACGUCUACGGCCUCGAAGGUCGAUUAAUGAAGGUAAAAUCAGCGCUUUGGGCACUGGGUCACGCGGGUACCUCGUACGCCGGCGUCGAGCAGCUGAGCAACCACGGCAUGGUUGAAUUGCUAACCUCCAUGGCAGAAUCGUGCGCCUACUACUCGGUACGCGCGACCGCCAUGUACGCACUAAGCCUUGUAAGUAGCAAUCGCGCGGGUGCGGACGUCCUCAUCGGCCACAAUUGGCCUUGUGUGCGCUACAAGAGGGGCGAAUAUUGUCCGAUCGUCCAACCGAUAAGCGGCGGUGCUCGGGGUCAGCGAUCCCCGAGUCCUCUGCCAGUACAGCGUCACCAUCGCAGCCUCAGCGACGGGAAGCCCGAGCUGUCGGAGACGAUGGCUAAGCGCCAGAGGAACAGGUCUGAGAGCGCCGCAACUGACGUCGACUCCAGGAGAUACGCCCUGCCGGAGCGAGGCGAGACGCCCAGUCCUCUUUCUAGUGUACAGCGACUCAGCCAACAGGACGCCGAGGGUUACGCCAAGCUGAGGAGCCUGCAGCGACAUCGCAGACCAAGCUACUCACAUAGCAGUCUUGAGAUGUACAGUUUAGAUGGGAGGCUCUCGUUACAAAGUCUGUCAGAGUUCGAAUCCUCCCGUAGCUGGAUUGCUGAUACAGUACUCGCACCAGAAACCCCGCCACCGCAAUCCUCAAUCGCAACGUCGACGAUUCAGGACAACAGCGAUAAUCCCCAAUACAUGGGCAUCAGUCUGCCACGAAAACUCAGCUCGAUAUUUUCCGAGAUUACACCCUCAAAUACGCUCCUCGAGAAGACCAAGUCUCGAUCUUACUAUGAGUCUAAGCGACUUCAGAACGUUAGUGCGAGUGAAUCGUCGAUAUUGCACGAAGACGGAAGAUCGUCAACCCGAUUGCUUCGCACCGACAAGCACCAGCAGAACCCAAACGAGAGCGACUCGGAACGUCUGUCACCGAUCCCCGCGAUAGUGCUCGAGAGCAGGAUGAAGACGGGCUCCGAUGAGGUCACGACGACAAACAGACUGAGCAUCAACGAAAGCGACUCGGAGUAUCCCAAUUCCCAAAAUUAUCUUGCGCUGCCAGAUGAGAAGCCCAAGCAAAGGACGAUCUCGACGACGAGGCAGAACGCAAGCGAUAUGGACGAAGAAUCGAGCUCCGAAUACGAGACGACGAGCGAUCAUUCCCGAUUGUGCCUCGUAUGCUUUCGUGAGAGGAGCAUCUCCAACGACUCGGUUGGUGCCGAACAAGACUCCCGCCGACCCACUGACAAGACUCGAAAAGAGAUUUUAAGGCAUACGCAGCGUUUAGCGAAUCCAGUUUUUUAUAGACAUAGUCGACAGACGCUACUUAGACUAAGGCAACAAUAUCCUAAUAUUUUUCAGGAUGUGUGUAUAUACUCCGAGGUAGCCGCUCACUUGGCAAAUAAUACCUACAGAAUACAAGCGAGGCGAUUCCUUCAAGAAUUGUUCCUAGAUUCUUCAUUCAAUGCACUCUACGAGGAACCGACGGUAAUUCUUAAAAUGACUGUGAAUAAAGUAGUGGAUAGGCAAGUCUCGCCUCAAGUUCCUAUAUCGAAUGCCGCGGACGUAAUGAGUCCAACACAGAAGCCGUCUAGACCUUUGGAGGCGAAAAUAAAUGGAAGACUUGCGAUAUCUUCGGAGCCGCAAACCGAUCAUUUAUCCGUGGUCACGGAGGAAAGCUCGACGACCUUGAUCGAUUCACCGAGCAUCGUCAUCGUCAAAUCUCAGAUACCGUCUAGUGGUGGCUUGCGAUUGCUCACGGAACAGCGUCUCAGUGAUGAGAAAAUCAUCGCCGAAAUCCUAAAACCCGAGGAACGGAUCCGCGUCUCGAAAAGUUCCGACAAAAUGUUGAAAGCUGCGGGAAUCAAUACAACCAUCAACCUCGACUAGCUGCUUCGUACGAUAUUUCAAAUUCUGUACAUAUUUUAUAUUUCAGAAAGUAGGCAACUGUAAUUGUAAAAUAAAAUUAAGCAAAUCACUGCCGCACUCUUGUCCUUUCUAUCAUAUUAACCGUGUCAUUUUCGUAUU
Molecule: messenger RNA, 5516 nt
Organism: Ceratosolen solmsi marchali
Lineage: Eukaryota; Metazoa; Arthropoda; Insecta; Hymenoptera; Agaonidae
Gene: rictor
Product: rapamycin-insensitive companion of Tor
Exons: 15
Coding region: 432-5378 (1648 amino acids)
Biological process (GO): TORC2 signaling; positive regulation of phosphatidylinositol 3-kinase/protein kinase B signal transduction
Cellular component (GO): TORC2 complex
Molecular function (GO): protein serine/threonine kinase activator activity
Source: RefSeq, a predicted model, not a curated record